Symbiodinium natans is the source of this 5193-nucleotide messenger RNA. The record is from the annotation of a GenBank genome assembly. Lineage: Eukaryota; Dinophyceae; Suessiales; Symbiodiniaceae.
AUGGCGAGGGCCAUGCGUCCAACACUGCCUUGGCUGCGAAACCUUCCAUGGGCACGAGGAAUCCUCAGCCGCGCGUCGGACACGCCGACGUUGCGUCUCAUGACUUUGGAGCAGAAGAUGCAUUAUGAGUUGAACGGCUGGGUCAGGGUGCCGGCUGUGUUCUCGCGAGAAGACGUGACAGGCAUCAGCGCGUCGCUAGACGACAUCUCCAAGUGGCCGGAGGACUCCAAGCGGUGGAUGCAUCGUUUGGAGGCCGAUGAGGGCGGGGCAAAGGAUGUUGGCGAGAACGGAGAAUGUUGUGCAGAGAAGAUCAACUGCAAUGUACUUGAGCUGCCCCUUGUACAAGAAGACAUUUCGGCCCACUACAAGUCCGGGCGGCCAUGGCUGACCUCAUCGGUUCGCUUCCGCGUGAGGCACAUGGCUCACACGAGGCUUGUGCGCUCCCCACUCAUAGCCCUCGCGCCAGAGACCCCGCAUGAUGAGAUCCAGAUAUGCCAAGCCAUGGCAAUGGCCCGUUUGGCUUCGAUGGUGAGCCAGGCGCUUGCGUAUGAUUUCCAGUAUUUCUUGCCGCAAGAGUUCUUGCUUGAUCUUCCUUUGAGACAGGGCAGCUUUGCAGCGGAAGUCAUUUCGUAUGUGAUGUCAGCAAAUGUCCCAGAUGUGCACCACAAAAAAGUGGAGUCGGGAUUCUUCAUCAACAUCUACGCAGACUCCGACUUCAAUUCUGAAGCCUUUCGAUCUCGUCGCGAUGUCUGCACACGAGUGCCAGUGGGUGGCAACCCUCACCAGUCACCCCACAUGUGCGAGCAUCCAGGAUCGAGGGCGCCCCGAGCUGAGAUCCUAGAGCCUGAUGGCAGCUCUGAUGCAGGCCGCUUCAGGCUCACUGCGGAGUUUCAGUUCCGUGUGCCUGGCAAACUCCACAUCGAAUCGGUCGCGUGCCUCAUUUGGUGCAUCACUGAUACAGUGUGUGACGAUGAGGUCGACAUCACUGGUGUUAUCAUGGUGAGUAGCCUCGUGCAGGUGAGAAAUGAAGGAGGCGCAUUGAAGCUGCUGCCCCACACGGACACGUCCUGGAUCUCGGGUCCCGAUGUUCAUGGUUGUCACCCGGACUGGCUGGUACGCCUCUUUGCAGACCAGCACGAUCUUCGCGACGGAAUCCGCAAAGUGGUUGAUGCAUACGUAAUGCAGAACCUCCAGUCGGAGUUAACCCUUCAGCAGACCUUGCCCAUUCACAGCGCGUUGAAUUUGACAUACAAGUUGGAGCAUCUCCAGUUUGUGUACUCGCAGGUGCCUGCAAAUGAAAGCUUCGUCGCGGUGCAUGCGAGUUGCACAGUCCAUGCAAGAGCAAGAAAUGGCUCCACACAGGCCUUCCCUGAUUCCGAUGCUCCGUGGACGGGGCAUCACAACACGCUUCCGCUAGGUGAGAGUUGGAAUCGAGUUGAAGGACAUGGCCCCAAGCAGUUGGUUCUGCUUGGUGGAGCUCGCUUCAGCCAGGAGCUGCUAUCUGCCCUCGCCCAAGGCAUGCAUUAUGCCGGUCUGCUUUACUCAGAAAACUCCAGCCGCGUGAAGGACGCCACCCUCUACUCCACUAUUGACAUGGCCCGUCCAGAGGUGGACAUCUCAAGUGCGGGAGCCGGAGUCAUCAUGCGACAGAGCUCCUUGCAUCUCAAGCUCGACUGCUUGGACGCGACGGCGGCCAAAGUGUCGAACUUUAGCUUGCUGAACGCCACCUUCUGCAAUGUCAAAGAGCAGAUCUCUGUCUCAGCCUACGUGCCCAACGACCAUACAGCUGGGAUCGUUCUCCAGGUGUCGAACGUGACGAUGGGAAGUGCCAACGUGACUUCUUUCCACUCAGACGCUUUCAUGGGAUCUGCAAGUGAGUUGAAGUCGCUGGCCCAACAGGCCAUCCAGAACAGCCUCCCUCUCCUGAAUGACCGGCUGAACCACACUCCACUUGUGUUUUGUGCUGGUGGAUCCUCCGCCUGUUCCUUGGUGCCCUUCGCCCCUCGUCCUGCAGUCAGAACCAUUCCACCUCAAGGCAAAGCUUGGGCAGGGUACGUGCAGGUGUCCUGGCACUGCCAGUGCACCACUUCCGGCUUCUACCAGCCUUGCAUGGGCUUUCAAUGUCCGCAGCUUGGGGUCUCAAACGAGCACGCGCUCGCUGUCCGGCAGCUCCAGCUCCGGCAGCAGCAGACAAAAUGGCGUGCCGCGGCCACAGACAUCAGCCAGCAGGUCUCAGGCACGCCUGCCACAGCGUGGAUGAGUGUGUUCCGCAACAAAGACUGUGCUUUCACGCCAGACCAAACCAUCAGCUUCACAAAAGCGCUCGAUGGCCACUGUAUGGCGAGCAACUUGCCAUCCCUGGCCCCGGCAUUCAAGCUUGUCGACCGAGAUCGUGGCUGGUAUCUGCUUUCCGGCUGCAGGGACGACUGCUCGAGCUGCAAGUUCGAGGAUCGGAUUCCAGUUCGGAGAUGUGUUUACAUUCAAUCUCUCGGCACACACGUCGUCCUCUCGUCCUCGAGCGAUGGCUGUUGGCGGCCUGAAGCCCUUCGCCGAGCACUCAUCUUCACGGCGCAGGAAAGCAGUACUGCAGCCUUCAUGCAAGCGACAAGACUGGGCCAGGAGUGCAGCCCCUGUGGUGUCUCGGGAGAUUUGCGUUGCCUGGUGAAGCUCAAUGCCAGCCUGCUGUGCUCAGACUGCCGGGCAACGUCUUGCGCCUUGCCGCACGUGACGUUUGGCCAGUACAGCGUGCCUGAGACACCCAUUGGCAAGCGCAGCGGGUACAUCAAAGUGGCCCUUGCCACCCCCGAACUUCUCCCCAUGCUGCGUGCAUGCAGCCCCGGCAACGACGAUCCGCGUGCCGAUGGCAUGGAUCCGUCUCUGAAGUUUGGGAUCACCUUGGCUUUGGUUGCAGUGGCUUGCUGCUUGUGCUGUCUUCCGAUAUCUACACGGCUGAAGCGCAUUGCUUCCUUUGCAUGCCGUCUCCGAGUGUGGGUCCGGCUGCGUCAUGUGCAGCAGCUCCACGAGGAGCGGUAUUUCCACUUCAGUCUUGUCCUGGGAGCUGCUCUCCUGGCAAUAAAUGGAGCUGUGUGGAUGUUGUGCAAUCCAAUGGCAGGCCAGCUGAACCACAUCACCCAGACAAUGGACACGAGCAAUUUCGACCUUGCUGCCGCAUCUUACAUCGUAGAAACAUCAGCUUGGAGGGGCCUCGUGGUAUUCAUCGGAUCGGCCCUUGUUCUAGCAAGCCUCUUGCUAGUGCGAGUCUUGUGGCAUGUGCAGAUUUCCAUGGGCACCUCUCCGCCACGCGCUCUUGAACGGCAGGAUUAUGGUGGCUUUGCCUCGGCUGCAUACGGUUGGAAAGCAACGACAGUCUUCUGUUUGGCAGAAGGAAGUGCGGCUGUUGCGCUGCUGGCUUUCACGUUCUGGCAGGAAAGCUUUUCCACGUCUUUCGAGAAGCAGCGCCAGCAAGCCAGUGACCUCGGCUUUCUGUCUGGUACCGUGGCUUCAACAGCGUCGGCAGUGUUUUGCAUUCGUGUGACCCUGAGCUGGAUUGCACCAUUCCUGCUCAACAUGCGCACGUCCACCAGUGCAAUCCUCUUUGGGGCGUCGUGUUGCAAGGCAUCCGGUGCAUCGGAUGACUCAGGUUUCAACGCUACUGUUCUCGGUAUUCUGCUGACGCAGGAGACGGCAUCCCUGAUUUUGUCAAUCGCCUACUUUCAUUCUGGAUUUGCUCCGGCCACUUUGCUGUGGCCCCUUGUCCGCAACGUCUGGUUGGCCAUCUGCAGCGGCCUUGCGAACGGUUUGUGGCUGUGCUUGCUGACUUCUUCAUGGGCCUGUUUGCGAUCAUGGUGCCUGCUAUUCGCCGGUUGCUUGGUCACCCUGCAGAUCCUGCUGAUCGGCUUCAUGACUGGGCUGCUGGGGGAUCCGAGCUCACUGCCGUUCCUGCUGUGUUCCAUGCUGGCGGCUGCAUGCUUGUCCUUCGCAGCAGUGAUGCUCUUCGCCAGCGCCAAGCCGAAGGCGGUGGACGUGCUUCGUUCACCGGCAACUGCAGCGGAGUCUCCAGGCAACGAAGCUUGUCUAAGCUUCAGUAAGUUUCACAGAGUAGCGAGCCGUGCGGCUUCGCAGCCUGACUGCUUUUCAGUUACGAUGCUCUUUGUCAGGUGCAUGCUUGAGCAGACUGAAGCCGCAUCACCACGCUUCGGGGCACGCAUCAAGUGGCGGCGGAUCUGUGCGGUGCUGGGCUGCGUUGGCCUGCUAUUCGACCUACUGCGAACCUUGGAGCACAAUUUCAGCCACACAGCCUGGGAUGACCUGAACAGCCUCAUCGCGUCGAUGGUUGGUUCAGAUGCUAUGGUUGCCCAUGACAAGGGCUCUGUGCUUGCUCCACUGGUCAGCAGAUACGCUGCAGCGAGAGGCGUGCGUGCCGGUUGCAGCGCCGUGGGCGCUUCCUGCUUCGCCCUUGCCACGAUCCUGGAUGUGUUGGGCGCAAGCCUCGCGCUGCGAUACCCAUCAGUCUCAGCUUCCACGUUCCUCGGACUCUCCAGGCGACUCGGAUUCCUCGGCAGUGCUGCAUAUGCGGUGGGCAUCCUGGUCUUCAACCUCCCGGAUUAUGUCGGCUUGCUGGACUUCGGGAGGCUUCAGCGCUGUGGCAGCGAGUUCUGCUCCGCUGUCGCCUCGUCAAUGAAGACUGCGAUAGGGGCAGGGCUCCUUGCAAAGGCCAGCUUGGAGUUUUUGCCCUUACUCGUCUGCCUGGCUUGGACGCUCUUCCGGAUUGGCUUCUUCCUCUCCCUGGAUCGUCGCAAUGCAGAGGCGGUGAAUGCCCUGAUGUGGGCGACCCUCAGCUGCAUGAUGCGGCUGUCACCUGUAGCAGGGACCGCUGCUUACAUCGCAUGCCCUGGCACCGCUGUCAUCGGCUGGUUCACGGCAUUCCUGCUGCUACCAACCCUCCUCUUGGGAGGCAUUAUGAAGUUCGAGCUUACCUGCCUGGCGUGGUACUUCCUGUGGGGCUGGGUCCUCUACCUCGUCCCGCUUCUCGUCAUGGCGUCCUAUGCCCUUGGAAUGGACUUCUGCACCCUGCUGGACCACCUGCGGGAGUACUUGCAGAAGCAUUGGCCCAUCUUCUUGGCGGAGUUCACGCUCUCUGACGUCGUCAUCUCAGACCUCUUCUUUGUGUUCAUCUUCAAAGGGGGGGAGUAG